AUGAGUCGUUCCAGCAAAAAACGCACGGCGGAUGAAGCCGCCGCUGCGCAGCAAGAGCAGGGUGACACCAGGCUUGAACUGGAUGUGAUUACCGGCUCAUUAUGGCAGCCAACGUGCCAAGCACUAGAUCCAGUUCCUAGCAAGAUCCCGUUGGUCUUCGAUGACGAGCCGCAUUACCGCCGUACAUUUGAGCCCCUCCUUAUUGAGGAGGCCCGGGGCAGUCUCAGGGCCGAGUUUGAUGAAGCCAUGCUCGCGGGCAGGGGCUGGCCAGUGGCCGUAACCAGCUGA
Volvox carteri f. nagariensis is the source of this 288-nucleotide messenger RNA. RefSeq lists its product as uncharacterized. The coding region runs from base 1 to 288 and encodes 95 amino acids. The record is from RefSeq and is a predicted model, not a curated record. The transcript has 3 exons. Lineage: Eukaryota; Viridiplantae; Chlorophyta; Chlorophyceae; Chlamydomonadales; Volvocaceae.